AUGGAGAAGGUCAAGAACUCAAAAGUCGCGUAUUGGGCGGAUAAGCUCGCCGUGGAGAGCGAGCCCAACCUCACUACCGCACAGCUUAUGCUCUUCAACCACGACUUGAAGCCUGUCGAACCGGAACGUCGACAGUGGGGCGCUUGGAAUUUUGUAGGCUUCUGGGUUGCUGAUUCUUUCAACAUCAACACAUGGAUGAUCUCUUCAGCAAACAUUGUCGAUGGUCUAUCAUGGUGGCAAUCGUGGAUAUGCGUUUGGCUUGGCUACUCCAUCGCCGCCUGCUUUGUCUGUAUGACUGGUCGUAUCGGUGCGACCUACCACAUCUCUUUUCCCGUCGUCAACCGCUCGUCUUUCGGUAUCUGGGGAGCAUUAUGGCCCGUCUUCAAUCGCGCAGCCAUGGCUAGUAUCUGGUACGGUGUACAAGCAUGGAUUGGCGGUACUUGUGUACGCCUUAUGAUCCGCGCCAUCUGGAACAACUGGCGAGACUCAGAGGGUCCUGGUACUGGGGGCAUUACCAACGGAAUUCCCAGCUCUGGCACCACCACUGUCGCCUUCGUAUCCUUCUUCUUUUUCUGGGCCGGAUCGUUGCCUUUCAUCUACCCACCAGUGCACAAGAUCCGCCAUUUGUUCACCGUAAAGGCCUACGUCGUUCCUACUGCUGGCAUUGCCUUCUUCAUCUGGGCUGUCGUCCGUGCGAAGGGGUUGGGCCCAAUCGUCCACCAACAAGGCACGGCUCGUGGAUCUGAGCUGGGCUGGCUGAUGGUCCGUGGAAUUAUGAGCGCCAUUGCAAACUUCGCUACCUUGAUCGUUAACGACCCUGACUUUGCCCGUUUCGCAAAGAAGCCAUCGAACGCUUUCCUUCCGCAACUGCUCACUAUCCCCAUUGGAUUCGCCGUCACUUCGUUCAUUGGUAUCAUAGUGUCAUCAUCAUCUACUGUCAUCUUCGGAAAGGCUAUCUGGGAUCCUCUACAGCUGCUGGAAUCAUUCUUGAAUGAGGGUGGUUCAGCACAACGUUUUGGCGUAUUCUGCAUCGCCUCAGCCUUCGCACUCGCCCAACUUGGCACAAACAUUGCAGCAAACUCCAUCAGUGCAGGAACUGACAUGACGGCACUUGCACCCCGAUGGAUUAGCAUUAGACGUGGUGGUUACAUUUGCGCGCUCGUCGGUCUCGUCAUGUGCCCCUGGAACCUACUCUCCGAUACCAACAACUUCACGACCUACCUUUCUGCCUACUCCGUCUUCCUCUCCUCUAUUGCAGGCGUUAUGAUUUGCGACUAUUACAUUGUCCGGAAAGGUUACCUCCAGAUCAAGGAUCUCUACUCUGGAAAAAAGACUGGCCCAUACUACUACACCCUUGGAUUCCACUGGCGCGGCUACGCAGCCUACAUCGCCGGUAUCCUCAUCAACGUCGUGGGCUUUGCAGGUGCUAUCGGUCGUGACGUGCCCAUUGGUGCGAAGCGCAUCUAUGAUCUCAACUUCUUUGCUGGUUUUCUGGUUGCGAGUAUCACCUACUGGGCAUUAUGCAAGAUCAGUCCUGUUCCAGCGACCAGCGACGUAUGGAUGGAAGUUGGUGAUGAGAUCACAGAUAUCAGUGUCGCAUAUACUGAUGGCGAUGAUGGGUACGAUGAAGAGGUCAUGCACGGCGGAGAUGGAAAAGGAAUUGAAGCGUCAAAGAACUUUUAG
This is a messenger RNA of Alternaria atra, 1683 nucleotides long. RefSeq lists its product as uncharacterized. The coding region runs from base 1 to 1683 and encodes 560 amino acids. Gene Ontology annotation, cellular component: plasma membrane. The transcript has 3 exons. Gene Ontology annotation, biological process: nucleobase transport; transmembrane transport. NCBI's taxonomy places the organism in Eukaryota, Fungi, Ascomycota, Dothideomycetes, Pleosporales, Pleosporaceae. Gene Ontology annotation, molecular function: nucleobase transmembrane transporter activity. The record is from RefSeq and is a predicted model, not a curated record.